Molecule: messenger RNA, 1821 nt
Organism: Fomitiporia mediterranea MF3/22
Lineage: Eukaryota; Fungi; Basidiomycota; Agaricomycetes; Hymenochaetales; Hymenochaetaceae
Product: ACBP-domain-containing protein
Exons: 6
Coding region: 92-1759 (555 amino acids)
Biological process (GO): fatty acid metabolic process
Molecular function (GO): fatty-acyl-CoA binding
Source: RefSeq, a predicted model, not a curated record
AUCGCCGUCCUCUUCCCUCGCUUACAUCUCUUUCCCAAACAUACAAGCUCCCAAGGAAGCCUGAAUAUUCUAAAGGCGUAUCACAAAGGAGAUGGACCCUCAAAUCAUAGAUGCCCAAUUUGAUCGGGCAGUGCAGAUAGUACAGUCUCUUCCCAAGACAGGACCGAUCCAGACGGGGUACGAGGAGAAACUCGCCAUGUACAGUUUGUACAAGCAAGCUACUGUUGGGAACGUGGCUGGUGGUCGUCCUGCAAUGUGGGAUAUGCUUGGAAGAGCAAAAUGGGAUGCAUGGUCAAAACAUAAAGAAUUAGGAACGUACGAGGCUAAGUGGCAAUAUGUCGAGGAGUUGUUACGGGUAUUACAAAAGUAUCCAGAUAAGACCCUGGCACAAGACUUGAUAAGGGAACUCGAAGCCUACGACCCGAGUGCUAACGUCCUGAUGAGUGGAUCAUUCUCAAAAUCCCACGACAGCGACUCAGACUCUGAUUCGGAGGAAGAGGAACGAACGACAGGUCAAGGGCAACUUCCACAGCAGCAGCACGCAGAAGGCUCAGAUGACGAUGGAAGCAAUUCAGGUGACGAACACGAUGAUCAAAUUGGCGAAGGACUCCCUCGACAGCAAGUCAUGUCGAACCCCAACCUGAACCGAAGUCUCCUGGGCCGUCCUCAGAGCUCUCAUUCGUCAAAUAGAUAUCGAACACCUAUGGGCGGUUCUGCUGCUCUAUCUCCACCUCCAGGACCUUCCGGUCCGGCAACGUACAUGACACAGUCUCAGCAGCUCCCUCAACCUUAUGGCCAAUUACCGAGGCAUUCCGGUGUUUACAUCCAGCCGCAGUCUGUCCAGCAUGGAUUCGGAGCGUUAGGCGCUCCUUCCGGUAUGAGUAGCUCGGUGCCAAAUGUCCAGCCAAUGCCAGGUUUCGAGACUCCAUCUGCCUUCCCUGGUCCUUCACCACCACCCAUAGCCUCGGGCGUUCUCCCGCAUGCAUCGGGGAUGUCCGUAUCUGCGUCAGGAGGAAGUUCAUAUACGAACGUCGUACAUCCAUAUCCAGAAAACAUGUACCCAGGACAUCCGGCAUAUCGAGUAACUUCACACCAUAGCAACAGCCCAGGACAGGUAGCAGGUUCGGGCCAGGGUGUAGUAAGCUCAAUUGUCACAGGCGCAAGUAUACGUUCGCCGCUUGAACGGGCCGUAGAGAAUGUUCAAGCGCAUUUGACUGCUCUACAGGAACGUAUGGACAUUAUCGAAGGUCGCUCAAUAGGCGGUUCACCGUACGGGUCUUUUAGUGGUGGUCGAGGCGGACCACAGGGUGGAGGAAACUCGCCGCUUGGUUCUCCAUAUCGUUCUUCUUACUUCGGUGGCGCAGGAGGUGGACGAGGAAGAGGGUACGAAAGUUCAAUUUGGACUUGGCUCACGGAGUUUGACGAGGAUUACUUUGGGUGGGAUCACAUGGGAUUAUGGAGUACCGUACUCUCGCCGCUUGCACGUCUUACAAAGUUCCUCGGACGUGUAGUGUCAUUCCUUUUGGCGAGAAGAGAUGCUGAGGGGACAAGACGUCGUCCGCUUUCCCCCGGGCUUGCCAUUUUGCGACGUCUGCUGCUUGACGCGUCGUUUGUGCUUCUUGUUGCGUACGUUGCUCGGCGAGCGUGGAGACGGAGCGGUGUACGUAGGAGGGAAGUCAUACACGCGGUGAAAGGUGUUUGGCGUGCUAUUGUUGGACAGGGAACGGAGUUGAGGCAGCUUGUGGAAAAGGGAGUGUAAGAAACGAGACUUUGGUCCUCUCUAGGCUCGUUUGCUGUGAUUUUUACGACUCUUAAGAUACC